This is a messenger RNA of Brenthis ino (lesser marbled fritillary), 1941 nucleotides long. The record is from the annotation of a GenBank genome assembly. NCBI's taxonomy places the organism in Eukaryota, Metazoa, Arthropoda, Insecta, Lepidoptera, Nymphalidae.
AUGGACGCAGGGAAAUUUAUAAAUUUAUUAGAAUCACAGUUCAAAAUCAAUUUUAAAUCGUUGCCACAGUGGAAAGAAUUAAUUGAAUUAAUCAAUAUAUCGCAAACUGAUUACAAAAGAAAACUCCAAAAUGCAGAAUACCGUAGAGCUGCGAUUAUACAAAAGCUUUAUAUACAGUACUAUAGAUUGUCACCUUUUGAAUUAACAGACAAUUUAUUAAGGAGGGCCAAUCUAUGGAAAGAGUUAAAAUCAAAUAUUAAAAAACACAAAAUUAAUUCGUUGGACAAUCUUGUACCCGUACCUAUACAAGAUAUAAGUAAUGCUAUGAGUGAGGAAGCAAAUGUAAGUUCAAACGCUCACCCUAAUACUGAAGUUAUCCAAUCAAAAGAUCAGAUAGAUUUAAACCCAGAAAUAGAGUUGGAAAUUAAAUCGAACAGUUCUCCUUGUUUACCUAUAAUUGUAUAUACAAAUGAACAUAAAAUCAUAUCGCCCAUUGGUUCGCAUUACACUGUAUUAAAUUUAAAAGAUGUUAAGAGUAUUGAAAAAAGCUUAGCCGAGAGUUCGAAAGAAAAUAUUUUUGCUAACAAUGAAACGAAAUUCCUCAAGUGCUCUCCAAACACUUUAAUGAUAAGAGAUAACAUAUUUCAAGAGCAAACCUUAAAAUUUUCAAUAACAAAUUGUGCUACAGAAUAUUCCCAUAUACGAUUUAAAUGUAUAUCUGAUAAUUCUUAUUUUAAAAACUUUACCAUCGUUCCUAACAUACCUGUUAAAUUAAACCCAGGUCUGACAAUAUCCUAUAAAUUCAUAUUCGCACUUCAACAAAACCUUAAAGAAGAGGUCAUAAAUUCUAAAUUAUAUUUCAGAACAGGUCGAAAUGUAUUAAGUCAUAGAGGCGAAGAAAUUCUCAGUAUACCGAUUGUUAGUGAAUUUCAAAAUAUGAAAUCUGUUACUGUUUCCAAAACAGUUUAUAUACCGUCUGUAUAUUCCUGGCAGGUAACAGGAGUAUAUAAAUAUCCUAAAGGCGUACUGCAAAUAGAUAUUAAUGACGAAAUGACUUAUAAUGUAUAUAUUAGAAAAAAAGAUGUUGAUAUCGCUCAAGAAAUUAGUCGUAGCUUAGAUUCGCUGAAAGUUGCAGCUAGUCUUGAUACAGAAAGCCUACAAGAUAAAGAAAAUGAUAACGAUUUUGAAAGUCGCAGUAAAAUUUUAUCUACUCCAAAAAGAACAACAAAUGCCUUCAGCGAUAUAAAUAAUGAAGGUGAUUCACUUAUAACAGUUGAUGUUGUAACGCUUGUACUAAUUGAUAUUGUGAAUCUUGUUCUUGAACCAUUUGUAUUUAAAAAUACAUAUCUACGUCUAUUUCCCAAAUCUAAAAGGUUGGCUAUAGUGUAUUUGACGAAGGCAGAACAUGUUGGCUAUCACCAUAGUUAUUAUGAUUUGAUUUUUGUCAAUCCUGAAAAUGACGAAACAGUUUUUAUUAAAACAAUAAAAGUAUUUGCUGAAAUUUUACCACAUCCUAUUUUAAUACAGCCACCUAUACUUGAUAUGACUAAAUCACCAGUUAAGUUUGGUUUUUGUAAAGACCACUUUACUAUUAGUAAUACACAUAAAAUUUUCCCCGUAACAAUAAAGAUUAAUACUACUUCAAAAAUGAAGAACAUAUUCAAAAUAACGCCAAUGGAAACGCUAGUUUCUCCGAAAUCAAAAGUAAAUUUUGAAAUUAGGAUGUGUGUGAAUGAUAAUAAUGUUUUAAAUAAUAUCGAUGAUUUCGCUUAUUUUACAUUUAAAAUAGCAAUCAUCGGACACGACUCUAUAUAUAGUAAUGUUCCUCCAUUUUUCUAUGAAAUUAUAGCUCCUUAUGAUACAGAAUUUAUGAAAUUAUAUGGCAAAAAAUAUUACAGAGAUAUGUUAACGUCUAGUCAAGAUAAUAUUAUUCCACGUUAU